UAAAAGAACACACACACACACACACAUACACACACACACACAUGAAAAAUUUAAGCAAAUGAAUGUAUUAUUCUAAAUUAAGUACUCUGAAAGAAAGGAGCAUUACGAUGGUUUACAUAACACAAACACAGCUGAAAUAGGGUGGGAUGGUGGGGAGGACUUCCCCAAGGAAGUGACAUUUGAGCUGAAAGGUCAAGGAUGAGUGGUUGGGGGAGGGGAGGGCAAAGCCAGCAGGUGAAAGGCCCUGUGAUCAAAGGAAAGGUAGGGCCUUUCUGGAACAGAAGGUGAGGGCUGUGGAACGCAGAAGCAGUGAGCGGUAAGGGACGGGAACGCUGGAGAGGCAGGUGGACAGCAGCCAGAGCAUGCGAGCCUCAGAUGCCAUGGAAGAUAAGCACUGGGUAUUUGUAUAAUGGCCACACAAACUAGUCAUGUCUUCCAUGGUCAAGAAAAUACGUUUCUGGAAAAGCACUGCAUGAAGAGAAAUAAUGACAGAGAACCAAAGAAGCAAUUGAACCAGAGGAAUAUCAGUGGACUUGGCCAAAGUCUAGACAACGGACUACUGGUUACACAUGUUAACCAGACACAGGACCUACUGAGACUGCAGGAGGAGGAGACCCAGCCCUCAGCCUGGGAGGACUCAGAAGAUUGGCUUCUAAGGCACAGCUUAAAGUCCGAGAAACUCACCUUGGCUGAGCUGCUAAGCCAGGGCACAGCCGUGCUGGAGGAGGGCAGCCAGGUCACGAGGAAAAUGUACGUCUCCACUGAGACCAUCCACCGGUUCGAAUCCAAGCUUUCUAAAGCUAUUGAACUCUACCAACGGAGAAUUCAGUGGCUCACAGAAAACAGCAAGAAGGCGUUUGGCCUCAUCAAGGGGGCCCGAGUCGGCAUCCUGGUGGAUGUGUCAGCUGUCAGCCGUGGCCCUCAGAAAGAGGAGUUCCAAAAGGACCUCCUGAGCCUCAUUGACGAGCAGCUGAGCCACAAGGAGAAGCUAUAUAUCCUGUCUUUCGGCACCACCACCAGCGCCCUCUGGCCCGACCCCGUGGACGUCAGCGCCUCCACCCUCCAGGAACUCAAGCUCUGGGUGAAGAAGCUACAACCUGAUGGAGGCAGCAACCUGCUACAAGCCCUGAAGAAAAUCUUUGCUCUGAAGGGACUGAAUUCUCUGGUGACCAUAAUGGGAAGCUGCCCAGAUCAGCCUUCCGAAAUCCUGUCCGACUACAUCCAACAGGCCACUGUGGGAAGGGACCUCAUCACCCACAUCAUCACCUACAAAUGCGAUGAUCAGGUGCCCCUUGCUGUUCUGAAGAACCUCGCAGAAGCUCUUGGGGGCUGCUACCACUGCUAUAGCCCAGAGACAGAGGUCUGCAGCAGCCAGGAGGUGGAUGCGCUCCUGGCAGAAAUCCGGAAGGCCCAGAGCCUUCAGGGCCACGUCCAAGCCCUGCACCAGAGCCCCUCCUGCGAGGAGCCCGCAGGUGCAAUGCAGGAGAUUUCCACAGAGAUUGCAAAAAGGCCUCUCAUGAGUCUUCUGCCUAAACCCCCGAAGCAUGAAGACCCCCUCACGAUUGCGUUCCCAGACUUGGACAAGACUUCUGCAGAGUGGCUAAAGACCAAUAGCCUGAAAGCCAAGAAGCUAAGCCUUUAUCAGGUUCUGGCACCCAAUGCGUUCUCUCCAGUGGAGGAAUUCGUGCCUAUUCUUCAGAAAACAGUAUCAUCCACUAUCCACGAGAAGGCAAUGGUGCAGUUUGAAUGGCAUGACGGGACAGUGAAGAAUAUCCACGUGGACCUGCCUUUCCUGUACGAGUAUCAGAAACAGCUCAGCAGAGCCAUGCGGAUGUAUGAGAGACGGAUUGAGUGGCUCUCCCUGGCCAGCAGAAGAAUCUGGGGCAUUGUCUGUGAAAAAAGGGUGGUUGUGCUGCUCGAUAUCUCGGUAACCAGUUCCAUGUACAUUAUUCAUAUCCAGCACUCCCUGCGACUUCUGCUGGAGGAGCAACUGUCCAACAAGGACGGCUUCAACAUCAUUGCGUUCGGAAGCACAAUUGAAAGUUGGAGGCCCGAGAUGGUUGCUGCGAGCCAUGACAACUUACAAAGCGCCUGGCGAUGGGUCCUGAGCCUGCGGUGUCAGGGAAGCAGGAAUGUCCUCAGCGCCCUGCGCAAGGCCGUGGAAGUGGACUUCAAGGACAAAGACAAACAGCAAUCACAGGGCAUCUAUCUCUUCACAGGGGGCAUCCCCGACCAGGACGUGCGCAUGCUCAGCGCCUACGUGGCGGAGGCCUUCGGGGGCUGCGACUUCCAGCUGAACGUGUGUCUCUUCUACGUGGGCGAGGCACAGAUGGACACCACACCGCCCGCCUGCUAUGCCAGCCGCAGCGACACGGCCGCCGCCUACCGGGAAGUCACCCGGGCUGCUGGUGGCCGCUUCCACUGGUUUGGAGACACAGGUAUUUAUGAGAGCGAUGACAUCAAUGCCAUCAUGUCUGAGAUGGAAAAGGCCCUCAGCUAUUCCCAAAAGUGCGCCCUGCUCGUGUCCUCCCUGAAGAACCAGUCUGGAAAAGAACAGGACAGCGCUGCCCUCCUGAGAGAAAAGCCGAAGGCGCUCAAGCCAAGAAGUCCACCCAGGAAGCUCUGUCCCCCCAGAGCCACAGCGCCUUCCGUGGCCAGAAUGAGCAUUAAGGAUGCCUCUGACAGAGAGAAGAGUCCCCCCUUGAAAACUCUACUAUGGCGUCCACUCAGUGGCAAAGUGGGCAUCCUCCCAGCUGCCGCCCAGCCAGUGAAAGAAGGAACUGCAGAGCUGAGGAGGAAGACCAAAUCAAGGGACACAGAGACAUCUCUCUCGCUGUUUUAUACAGAGACGGGGAAUAACGUGGGUUUUGUGUACAGGAAAUACCCUCAAGGGAGAGGCCUAAGAAGGACUAGCUCUUCUAUUGCAUUGCCCAGGAAGGACAGAGUCUGCUCAAGCCAAGAGUGGGUAGCAAAUUAUGGUCUAAAAAGACUGAAGAUGGAGAUCUCCAGAUACUUGGGUCCCAGAUGCACUCAUCAAAAGUCAAUACAGACGUCGGCCUCGGCCUCGGCCUCAGCCAUACACUGCAGUGUGGUCCCCAGCAUAGAGGUCAAUGGCAUGGUGAGACACAUUCAAUGCACGCCCAGGGAACUCGAAGUGUACAUCACAUGCCUGGAGAGGGUGAUGCGACGCUACAUCCAGAGGCUGCAGUGGCUGCUGUCCGGGAGCCGCCGGCUGUUCGGUGCCAUUUUGGAGAGCAAAGUGUGCAUCCUGCUGGACACGUCGGGAUCCAUGGGCCCCUACCUGCAGCAGGUGAAGACGGAGCUCACUCUGCUCAUCUGGGAACAGCUGCGGAAGCACUGUGACAGUUUUAACCUGCUCAGCUUUGCAGAAGGCCUGCAGGCAUGGCAGGACACUCUGGUGGAAACCACAGACACAGCCUGUCACGAGGCUAUGCAGUGGGUGACGCACCUGCAUGCCCAGGGGAGCACCUCCGUCUUGCAGGCAUUACUGAAAGCUUUCAGUUUUCCUGAUGUGGAAGCACUGUAUCUCCUGACCGACGGCAAGCCAGACACAAGCCGCAGGCUUAUUCUCAGGGAAGUCCAAAGACUCAAGGAGAAAAACGAUGUGAAAGUACACGCCAUCUCCCUGAGCUGCUCCGACAGGGCGGCGGUUAACUUCCUGCGAGAUCUGGCCUCCUUCACUGGGGGGCGCUAUCACUGCCCCGCGGGUGAGGACGCGCUCUUCAAAAUGCACGGCCUGCUGACCAGGGGCUUCAUUCACCAAAGGGACCCCGCAUUGCCACUAUUUGAAGGAGAUGAUUUAAGGAGAUUGGCCCAGGAGAUCACCAAAGCCAGAAGCUUCCUCUGGCAGGCCCAGUCCUUCAGGUCCCAGCUCCAGAAGAAAAACAACACCGAGCCAAAGGUUGCUCCUUUUUAGAGACGUGCUUUCAGUCACAUGACUGUCACUCGCCAAGAAGUCCUGCACCAAGCCCCUUUGCAUGGAAUGUCCUUCUGCCACCCUCUGCCUGGCAACUCCUCCUCAUCCAUCGAGACACAGUGCAGAUGGCAUCAGCUCCACCUGUGCUCCAUCAAGAGUGGUGGCCUCCAGCUUUAACCCCACAGCAUCCUGACCUCACAUCCCUCUCUAUAGAGGCGAUACUAUCUGCACUCAGCACUCCGUGUCAUGCUUCCUUGCUCCCUCGUCUUACUCUUCUCCUUGAGCGUGAGCUCCCUGAGGGAUGAGGCUGGUGUCCUGACCCUCUCUAGGUCCCCAGAGCCUGCCAUGUGGCAGACACGUAGUAAACAGUGGGCAUAAGCUUCGUUCUGAGACUCCAGCUCUGGAGACCAGCCAGGCGGCAUUGUUUCUGCUCUGGUCCUCUUGCUGUGUAUUUCCCCACCACCCCGGUCCACGGGGCAACGCAGAUGCACCGUCAGCCCAUCUUGGAGGAAGAAGAGGAACAAGUGAGCCUCACCCUCCCCACCCCCCGUUCAACCAAACUGAACUGAAGUCGGCUCUGCAGCCUGGUCCAGAGCGAAUGCUUGGCUCAAGCGUGUGAAAGUCGAGCUGGAUCUGUUGGGCCACCCCACUGUGCACAUAUGAAAUGAACGCAUCAUGUAAUACGUUACCUGGAGUCAUUCCUAAAACCGGAACAACUGUAUUUCAUUAGUAGAAUCAAAGUUAUUUUUAAACUGCUGUGAUCAUUGGUGUGUGUAUGUGUACAUUUUUGGUGAGAUAAAACUUUAUCAGGUUGCCUGGUGCCUCAGUGGGUCAAGGAUCCAACAUUGUCACUGCUGUGGCCUGGGGCACUGCUGUGGCAUGGGUUUGAUCCCUGGCCCCAGGACCUGUGUCAUGGAAGCCCUCCAGGCAUACUGAAGUUCUGGGGCCAGUGGUGGAACCUGCGCCAGAGCAGUGACCCAAGCUGCUACCGUGACAAUGCCAGAUCCUUAACCUGCUGCACCACAAGAGAACUAUUCCCUCCAAAAAACUUUAUUAAAAGACUCAUAUCUAGAUAUAUGAUGAACUCCAAAAUCAAUCAGAAAAAGAAAAAUAUCCUAACUUAAGUGGACAAAAGAAAUGAACAAUAAGUAUAUGAAUGUGGGUGUAUAUGGCUCAACAACACUAUCAAUCAGUGAAAUGCAAAUUAAACCACAAUGAGAUACCACUAUACGCCCAUCAGAAUGGCUAAAAAUAAAGACUGACAAUAUCAAAGUAGGGAGAAAUUGGAACUUUCACACAUUGCUGGGGUGGGGGUGGGGACAGUAUAAAUUGGUCCAACCACUUUGGAAAACUGGCAGUUUUUACUAACGUAAAACAUGUACUUUCUCUCUGCCAGCAGUUCCCCUCCAAAAGAAAUGAGUGCACAUGUUUGACAAAAGACACCUACAAGAACAUUUAGGGAGUUCCCAGCUGUGUGGUGGGUUAAAGAUCUGGUGUUGUCGCUGCAGCAGCUCGGGUCUUUGCUGUGACACAGGUUCAAUCCCUGGCCCUGGAACUCCUGAAUGCUGGGGGCAUGGGAAAAAAAAAAAUGUUUACAGCAGCUUUAUUCGUAACAGCCAGAGAUUGGAAACUACUUGGUAGAAUGGACAAAUAAAUUGUGACAUAUUUG
Sus scrofa (pig) is the source of this 5606-nucleotide messenger RNA. The record is from RefSeq and is a predicted model, not a curated record. Lineage: Eukaryota; Metazoa; Chordata; Mammalia; Artiodactyla; Suidae.